AUGCACAGAGUCGUGCCCUUACCAGCGCGUCAGCUCUGGGGCCAUGCGCCUCGUGUACGGUCGUUAAACCGCUUCAAUCGCCGCCCACGCACAUUUGCGACAGUGUCCGGCGCAGAUCGACCAUACGAUGUAAUAGUAAUCGGCGGCGGCCACGCAGGCUGCGAAGCCUCCGCAGCAGCAGCCCGCUCUGGCGCACGAACGGCCCUUAUCACACCCUCAGUCCACAACCUCGGUGUCUGCUCCUGUAAUCCUUCUUUCGGCGGUAUCGGAAAAGGCACUAUGCUUCGCGAGAUCGAUGCGCUGGAUGGUGUCGUGGGUCGCAUCGUGGACAAAGCGGGUGUGCAAUUCAGGGUACUGAACAGGAAGAAGGGGCCUGCGGUGUGGGGACCCAGAGCACAGAUUGAUAGGUCGUUGUAUAAGAGAUAUAUGAAGGAUGAGAUGCUGGCAUACAAGGGGUUGAGUGUUGUGGAGGGCAGUGUGGCGGAUAUCAUCGUGGACAGGACGCAGGAGGAGGGAUCCAAGGGCCAAUAUGGGAAGAUUACCGGAGUGAGGUUGGAGAGUGGGGAAAUUAUACCAACGGGGAAUGUGGUUAUCACGACUGGCACGUUUCUUGGUGGUGAAAUACACAUUGGGCUUGAGUCAUAUCCGUCGGGUCGUAUGGGCGAAGCUGCGACCUUUGGACUAAGUAAGAGUCUGAAGGAUGCCGGUUUUACAAUGGGAAGAUUGAAGACAGGGACACCACCACGUUUAGACGGGAAGACGAUCGACUACAAAGUUCUGGAAGCACAAGAGGGCGACGACCCACCCAUGCCAUUCAGCUAUAUGAACGAGCGCGUACAGGUUGAGAAGCAACUACUGAAUCACGAGACACGAACGAACGAAGCAACGCACGACGUGAUACGAAACAAUCUCGACAAAUCGAUACACAUCCGCGAAACUGUCAAAGGACCUCGAUACUGCCCUUCAUUAGAGUCGAAGGUGAUACGCUUCGCCGAUAAGACAUCACACAUCGUUUGGCUGGAGCCGGAAGGUUUCGACAGCGAUAUGAUUUACCCCAACGGGAUCUCCUGCACAGUUCCCGCAGACGUACAAAAUACUAUGCUCAAGACUAUCAAGGGACUUGAGAACGUGACCAUGUUGCAGCCUGGUUAUGGUGUAGAAUACGAUUACGUUGACCCAAGACAUCUCCGCUCUACACUCGAGACGAAGAACAUUUCAGGGCUCUUCCUGGCAGGCCAGAUCAACGGUACGACCGGCUACGAAGAAGCAGCAGGCCAGGGUGUGAUCGCUGGUAUCAAUGCCGGCUUGAAGAGUUUAGGGAAGGAAGCCAUGGUCUUGACUAGAGCAGACGGAUACAUCGGUAUCAUGAUCGACGACCUCAUCACAAAAGGCGUCUCGGAACCCUACCGCAUGUUCACCUCCCGCUCCGAAUACCGCAUGUCCGCCCGCGCCGACAAUGCCGACACCCGUCUCACAGCCAUGGGCCGCGCCGCCGGCGUAGUUGGCGAUUCCCGCUGGAAAGCCUUUGAAGACGAAGCUGAACAAAUGGCUACUUUGACACAAAUUAUGCAGUCCAAGACUAUGGGAUGGACAGAUUGGAACAAAGAAGGUUUCUCUGUAAGAAACGACAGCACAAAACGCUCCGCCUACGAUCUCCUCCGUCUACCAAACACUACCCCAUCAAGCCUCGCAAGUCUCCUCCCCGAGAUCAAAGACUUCGCCCAACGCAUAAAAGACCGCGUACAUAUCGAAGCCACAUACGCGCCCUAUGUCGCUUACCAAACCGCCUCACAAGCUCGGUGGCUCAAAGACGAAAACCUCAAGUUGCCGCUUGAUCUUGACUACGAAUCUAUCUUUGGGCUGAGUUUCGAAGAGAAGAGGGCGUUGGAGGUGGCGAGACCGGAAAGCGUGGGUAUGGCGAGACGCGUCGAAGGUGUCACGCCGACGGGUGCGCUGAGGUUGCUGCAGACCAUGGCUCUCGACACAGUUAUCGUGUGCGUCGGCGAAGCAGAUACAGCUGUCAACAUCUCCGUCUACCGCGAUCAUAUGUCCGCUCUCUCGCCGUACUUUCGUAGCGCGUUCGAUGGUUCUUUCAAGGAGGCCACUGAUCGCUUUCUGUCCUUGUCAGAUGUCUCAGAACAAACUUUCCGUAUGUUUCUGCAGUGGGCUUAUACACAGUUCAAUCAGCAGUCAUGUAGCACAUCGGUUCCUGAACCUGUGUCACUCCUCGGGAAAUCAACAACAGAGGCCCCGGACAUAUCCAUCACGGUUCAUGGAGAGCUCAAGACCGCAGAGAGUACGAGAAGCAGCCCAGACACAAAAUGCCAGCCGGCUUGUAUGCCAGCACUCGACGAACCAGGCGUCUAUCACAAGUCAAUGAUGACCAAAGAGAUGAAUAUGUUAUGUUAUGGGAACUCAGAGUGGUUGGAUAAUUAUCAACUGAUGCUCGGUUCUUUCCUCCGCCUUUACAUCUUCGCCGACAAGUAUAACGUGCCUCAACUACGAGACGACGUGUUGACUGCCUUAGUCAUGCAGUCAAUUGCAUGGAAUUGGUUCCCCGAUAUUGAACGAGACCUGCUCACGUUUGCGUACGCAAAUCUGCCACCGUCGUCCAAGUUCAUUCGCUUUUUAGUCCUUACCACAGCUUACGGUUGGCUCUCGAGCCCUGGGAAGAGCUGCGCUACCACACUGCGGACGAUGAAGGAAAUGCAUGAAGACUUUGCCUUCGAUGUCGCCGUUGUGCAGGCCGAGAGAUGUAAGGAUAUGCUGUGGCCGGAAGCAAAGGAGGGUGCCCAGUUUUGGUCAGCGGACGCUAUGCCCCAUUCUUGCGUCUUGCACGAGCAUCUAGUCCACGACAAGGAGCAGUGUCGAAAACGCAUUCGCGACCACUCGCAUAUCUUCGCCGCGCUAAUCGAUACUUGCACACAAAAUGCCUUGGGCAUGACAGAGGAGCGUGACGGGGAAUAG
Molecule: messenger RNA, 2967 nt
Organism: Alternaria atra
Lineage: Eukaryota; Fungi; Ascomycota; Dothideomycetes; Pleosporales; Pleosporaceae
Exons: 3
Coding region: 1-2967 (988 amino acids)
Biological process (GO): tRNA wobble uridine modification; tRNA methylation
Cellular component (GO): cytosol
Molecular function (GO): protein binding; flavin adenine dinucleotide binding
Source: RefSeq, a predicted model, not a curated record